Messenger RNA from Triticum dicoccoides, 807 nucleotides. Its product is annotated as dormancy-associated protein homolog 3-like. The coding region runs from base 94 to 474 and encodes 126 amino acids. Lineage: Eukaryota; Viridiplantae; Streptophyta; Magnoliopsida; Poales; Poaceae. The record is from RefSeq and is a predicted model, not a curated record. The transcript is spliced from 3 exons.
UCGGCCGCGGCCACUCGCAGCCCGGAAGGCCGGCCACUCCCAGCCAAGAAAGAAAGACGACGGCGACACGCAUAGGUACGCGGAACCAGUCGCAUGGGGCUCCUCGACCAGCUCUGGGACGACACGGUCGCCGGCCCGCGGCCGGACCACGGCUUCAGCAAGCUCCGGAAAUACUCCUCCUUCUCGCCCUCGAGCCCGGCGGCCGAAGACGUCGCGCCGGCGGUGACCCGCAGCAUCACCAUCGCCCGGCCGCCGUCUCUUUCCCUCCCGUCCGGCGAGUCGAGCUCCGUGCCGUCCUCCCCGGGCAGUGCGCCGGACUCCCCGUUCGCAGCAGCUACCAGUAGGAGAGACGGCUGGAGGGCGUUUCGCCGGAAAUCCAAGAUCGCCAAUGUCGACGUCGUCCGGGCAGAGGCGGCCGUCGGGCCCAGGAGCCCCACCGUGUACGACUGGGUGGUGAUCAGUUCAUUGGACUGAUAAUAAAGAAGCACGACCGGAGUGUGAAAUAAUCGGUCGAAGAAGAAGAGGAGGUAGCUGACGUGUUUGAGGCAACGUGUCCGCCACGCGAUAUGGAUACCUGCUAUUGUGUAAUCGUUGUGUUAACUAAGUGCACUAUCUUUUCUCUUCUUUUACGUAGUUGUGUGCCCUUUCGGGGUGCCAAAGUAUGUGAUGUGGUUAGGAGUGCUGCAGUAGUAGGUUCCGAUCAAGAUGUGUUGCCUUGAGGGCGCCUUUUGGUGCGUGUGGAGGAGAUGAGCGCUGAAAUGAGGAUGCAAUGCAAGUGUUCGACCAUGCUUCCUUUUCCUACUAUCA